AUGCCUCAGGGCGAUUACAUCCGUCUUUGGCAGAAGCGCUUCGGCCGACGGUUGGAUUACGAAGAGCGCAAGCGCAAGCGCGAAGCCCGUGAGCCAAAGGUGCUUGCCAAGAAAGCGCAAAAUCUCAUAGGAAUUAAGGCAAAGCUCUUUGCAGAGAAUCGUCGAAAGGAGAAGAUCCAGAUGAAGAAACUUAUCAAUCAGCAUGCAGAGCGCAACGCCAAGCGGAAAUCAGAAGAGCCCGUGCGGGAGGGGGCCGUCCCGGCGUAUCUGCUUGACCGAACCCAGGAAAACCGGGCUAAGGUUCUCUCUAACUUGGUCAAGCAGAAAAAGAAGGCACGCGCUGGCAAGUGGGACGUCCCUAUUCCGAAGGUGCAGCCUGUUACAGAAGAGGAAGUUUUCAAGGUGUUACGGUCUGGAAAGCGGCGCAGAAAGCAGUGGAAACGCGUCAUCACGAAGGCUACGUUCGUGGGGCUUGGGUUCACGCGGAAAGCACCCAAGUACGAGCGCUUCAUCCGACCUUCUGCGCUGCGCUACCGACACGCACACGUGGUGCAUCCAGAGUUGAAGUCUACGCACAUGCUCGAGAUCAUUGGGGUUAAGAAGAACCCCAGUUCGCAUCUCUACACGGAUCUUGGCGUGAUGACGAAGGGAACUGUGAUAGAGGUCAAUGUAGCAGAUCUCGGGCUUGUGACGCAGGGCGGCAAGGUCGUUUGGGGAAAGUAUGCGCAGAUAACAAACCACCCGGAGCGUGAUGGUUGCGUGAACGCCGUCCUCCUCGUUUGA
Messenger RNA from Giardia duodenalis, 783 nucleotides. Its product is annotated as Ribosomal protein S8e. The coding region runs from base 1 to 783 and encodes 260 amino acids. The transcript has a single exon. The record is from RefSeq and is a predicted model, not a curated record. Gene Ontology annotation, biological process: maturation of LSU-rRNA; maturation of 5.8S rRNA. Lineage: Eukaryota; Fornicata; Diplomonadida; Hexamitidae. Gene Ontology annotation, cellular component: preribosome, large subunit precursor; nucleolus.